Molecule: messenger RNA, 2658 nt
Organism: Medicago truncatula (barrel medic)
Lineage: Eukaryota; Viridiplantae; Streptophyta; Magnoliopsida; Fabales; Fabaceae
Product: cyclin-T1-5
Exons: 7
Coding region: 384-2249 (621 amino acids)
Biological process (GO): regulation of transcription by RNA polymerase II
Molecular function (GO): cyclin-dependent protein serine/threonine kinase regulator activity
Source: RefSeq, a predicted model, not a curated record
AAUAUCAGUGUAUAUGGUCGGUCACACGGCCAAGUCCGUUUCUUCUUUCUCCUCUCCCCUUCAUUUCAUUUCCACUGUAAACCCUAAUUCCCCAAAUUAUCCCAAUUCUUCUUCUUCUUCACCUUCUUCAUCUCUCUCUCUCUCUCUCUCUCUCUCUCUCUCUCUCUCUCGCAUCGCGUAUUGUUCUCUGACUUCCGUUUCGUGUUCCCAUUGCUCGCGAAGAAAAUUCUUCUCUCUCUUGUCGAAUUCUUCUCCGAUACUAAAACCCAACUUCAAUUUCGCUUUUUGCUUCAGGGAACAAUUGGAUAUUAAAGUCGUGAUCAUCACAUUUUGAAAUUUGCAUACAUAUACAUCAAAACUAAGUUUAAUCAGCACUUCGACUCAUGGCUGGAUUGUUGCUUGGUGAUGCCUCUCAUCAAGGAGCACAUCCAGUUGGUUCUCAAAGAUACUCUGAAGAGAAGCCAGAGGAUGGAUCAAGAUGGUAUUUUUCUAGGAAGGAGAUUGAAGAAAAUUCUCCAUCCCAAGAAGAUGGCAUAGAUUUGAAGAAAGAAACUUACCUACGCAAAUCAUACUGUACAUUUCUGCAAGAUUUAGGCAUGAGGCUUAAAGUACCUCAAGUAACUAUUGCAACAGCAAUAAUCUUUUGUCAUAGAUUCUUUCUUCGGCAGUCCCAUGCAAAGAAUGACAGAAGGACCAUUGCAACAGUGUGCAUGUUUCUAGCUGGCAAAGUUGAAGAAACUCCUCGGCCAUUGAAAGAUGUGAUCAUGGUUUCAUACGAAAUUAUAAAUAAGAAGGAUCCAACAGCAGUUCAGAGAAUCAAACAGAAGGAAGUGUAUGAGCAGCAGAAGGAAUUAAUUCUACUUGCAGAGAGGGUUGUUCUUGCAACUCUUGGUUUUGAUUUUAAUGUGCACCAUCCUUAUAAACCUCUUGUUGAGGCAAUAAAGAAAUUCAAGGUUGCUCAAAACGCCCUUGCUCAAGUUGCUUGGAAUUUCGUAAAUGAUGGACUUCGGACAUCUCUUUGCUUGCAAUUUAAGCCCCACCACAUUGCAGCUGGAGCCAUAUUCCUUGCUGCCAAGUUUCUAAAGGUGAAGCUCCCAUCGGAUGGGGAGAAGGUCUGGUGGCAAGAGUUUGAUGUCACCCCACGCCAAUUGGAGGAAGUGAGUAACCAAAUGCUCGAACUGUAUGAACAAAAUCGAAUGCCGCCUUCCAAUGAGGCUGAAGGAACUACUGGAGGUGCAGCUUCCAUUCGGACCACCGUAAAAGCUCCAACUAGUAAUGAUGAAACUGCACCCGCAAACAGUAAUUCCCAGACCGGAGGCAUAAGUUCAAGACUUGAAACAUCAAAGCCUGCAUCUUCAAAGACUGCUUUUGAUUCAUCUGCCGCCAAUCAGGUUGGGCGUCCCGUCUCUAAUCCUGGAAGAAGUAGAGAUUAUGGGUCCACAGAAAUAAAGCACAGGGUGGAAGAUGAUGUCAAAGGCAAUCAACAUCCUGAACAUGAACCUCUUCCAUAUAAAGACAACUUACAGCAAGUACAAGAUGUGGUGAGAUCUCGGUCUGAUAAUGGUCAAAAAGAGCACGAAAACAAUACUCUUAGAACUGAAACUAAAGAACAUUCUGAAUCGAAAGAUAAACAUAACAGCAGAAACCCAGAUCAUAAGGAUGUUAGUAUGCUUAGCCGGCCUCCUCAGGAAGCUAUUAAAAAAAUCAAUACAGACAAGGUAAAGGCUGCAUUAGAAAAACGAAGGAAAGCAGCUGGUCAUCUAACCAAAAAAACAGAUUUCAUGGAUGACGAUGAUCUCAUUGAGAGGGAACUGGAAGAUGGAAUAGAAUUGGCUCCUCCUGAGAGUGAGAAGAGUAAGCAAGAUAGAAGGCAAAGCUGGUCGAAGCUCUCAGCAGAUAAAGCAGAUUAUGAAAACUCUCAUGGGAGACACCACGAUCAUGCAGAUGAGCAACCUCAUGGGGUAAAGGGUCUGCCAUCACGUGGACCAGAUCCAAGUGCUGUGGAAGAAGGUGAGGUGGCAGCUUUUGAUGACAUAAGUGCAGGGCUUCCAUCACCCAAGUCAAGCAGUCGCAAGAGGAAAGCAGGGAGCUCACCUGAUAGAGCAGUGGAGGGGAAGCAGCGACAUAAUCAUGGCCCUGGACCUCACCACAAUAAUCGUUCUGAUUAUGUUGAAGAUAGGAGCAAGGUAAGCAGGUUAAGCCAUACCGAGAGAGACAGCAAAAGGCAUGCUCAGGAAAAUCAUGUUUGAACAUGGAUAAGUUAUUAUUCCGAGAUAUUUUCUGGUAAUAACCUCCUUAGCUGCCAAUGAAUCUCUCUGAUAGAGGAAUUUUAAGUGUUUUAAGGACAUGAAAACAAAUUGAAUUUGGUUGGAAGGACUAAUGUCAUUUCCUUAAUUUAUGGGCAUUUGGGAAAAACUGUAUCAUAGAAGUUAAGUGUUAUAAUAUAUAUUAGUGCAAAACUUGUAAUGGAUGACCCAAUUUCCCAAUAUGAUCCAUGUUUUUGAUGAUUAUUACCCCUGUGAAAUAAUGGUAGUUACGAUGAUUAUAAACUCUGAGCAAACCAAAAGGGAAGAUUGUUGUUGUUGUUCUGUACUAUGUUCAGGAGUUUGAAGUGCUUUUCUAAUGUCUAGUAUAUUUAUGCCCCUGGGAGAUAUGAAA